GCCCUUUCAGUGGCUUUUUUUGGCUGCGGAGAGUGCUUGAGAAAAUAAUCAGGAUGUUGGACAAUCUCAGCAGAGGCAUCAUCUCUUCUCCAGACGCCAACGUAGCCCAUAAAGGAAGAUACAUUUAUUUGGAGGUUUUUCUUCAAGGAGGAGCUCCGUGGGGAUUUACUUUGAAAGGCGGACUGGAGCACGGGGAACGAUUAAUCAUCUCCAAGAUUGAAGAAGGAGGGAAGGCAGAUUUACUGGAUGCCAAGCUGCAGCCUGGAGACGAAGUGGUGAACAUCAAUGAAGUGGAGCUAAGUAGUUCCCGGCGGGAAGCCAUCUCCUUGGUAAAAGGCUCGUACAAGACACUGAAAUUGGUUGUCCGCAGAGAUACUUUUGCAGCGUACGGACAGACUGGCAUUACAGCUUCCCGUUCCCGCAGUUCAGAGUGUCUUGGGUCUGACUUGCAAUACAUUAAGACAGCAUGGCCAAGCGGAUUUAAGCUACGGCUGAAGAACAGGCGAAGCGAUCCUGGGGGCCGGCCGCACUCUUGGCAUUCAGCCAAAAUCCCAGAGAACCCACCCGAUCUCAGUAUGAUGCAAAUAUCUCAGGGCAUGAUUGGCGCUCCUUGGCACCAAGCCUACCAUUCCAGCUCCUCCACAAGCGACCUAUCCAGUUAUGACCAUGGCUAUCUGAGAAGAAGCCCUGACCAGUACAGCUCCAGGGGUAGCAUGGAGAGCCUGGACCAUACUCCUGCAGGGUACUCCCAUCAAACCUACCACCUGUCACCAGCCAAAUCCACCAACAGUAUCGACCAACUUCCCCAUCUCCACAGCAAGAGGGAUUCUGCGUACAGCUCUUUCUCCACCAGCUCCAGCACGCCCGAGUAUCCAGUGCCUACCUUCUGCAAGGAACGGUCAUACUCCAUGGAGAAUGUGCAUUCCCGGGUGAGGCCGCAGGAAGGGGGGAUGCGACAGGCGGAUAUUAGGUACAUUAAAACGGUCUACAAUGCCCAGCGAGGGGUUUCAGAGGAAUACGAGGUGAAGUCUUCCGGUCUUUCGCCUAGCGGUGAGGCCCAGGCUAAAGGUUACACCUCCAGCCGGUUGCAUGGCUACAGCAGAGGCCCACCAACCCGGAGUUCGUCUGACAGUGAGAGCCAGUACGUGAAAGGGCCUCCCAUGCCGCCGACCCGUAGCGAUAGUUAUGCAGCGACGAGGCACCACGACAGGCCCAGCUCUUGGUCUAGUAUCGAUCACAGAAAGCCAUGUAGGACUCAUUCCAAAGGUGUCUGGCCUCACCUGGGCCCAGGUACCCCUUCUCCUUUGGGGCAGCUCCAGAAAUCUGCAUUCCUCGAAGGACAGCUCCACACAGUGAUGGAGAAGAGCCCAGAGACCAGCCCCACUAUGAAGCCCAAGCAGGUAUAUACGCAGGCAGCUCAACCGGGGCAGUUUUUGCUUCCCACUGGCGUUUAUCCUGUACCUUCUCCCGAACCACAUUUUGCCCAGGUCCCUCACCCUUCCGCAAGCAACGCUGGGAUGGUUUACCCGGCGCUUGCCAAAGAGCGCGGGUACGCACCGGCCCCUGCUUCUUCUCCAGACUCCUAUGCAAAGGCGACAGCCUGCAGUCAACAUUCUAGCUUGGAUGUGAAUGGAAACCAAAGCAUUCCGAACAAGACUGUUGUCUUCUAUCAUCCUGAAUGCGUGCCACUGACAGCGGGGAAGAAGAAGGAUGCGGGCGACCCAGCUGCAAAGUUGGCCUUGUACAGAUCGCAUCCUCAGGCCUACCCAACUUCUCCAAGGCAGGAUGAGUCAGGGCCCUCGUAUAUGGCAUCACCCAUAAUCCAGGAAACCACAAGAAAUGCACAGUCUGUCAACUACAGCUCUCAGCCGUGGCUGUCUCACCUGAGGGAUGGGGGUGACAGCAAAGGUGUCUAUGGGGCAGGAGAGCACCCAGAGGAGAAGAACGCCAAGUCGCAGAAAAGCGAGAGAGAUCCCACAGCACAAAACCAAUGGAGCUCCAGCAAGGCCAAACAGUAUCGCUUUUCGUCUUUGCAAAACAUCCCAGAGAGUACUAAGUUGCAAAACAACUUGGAUCCAAAGGAGCUGGAACAAUGCCGAAGCCGCUGUGAUGCCAAAUGGCAUUUUGUGAACAAUGGCCCAGCAGAGAGAGACUGUCAUAGGCAGAUCCCUGAGUACUGGCAGGAUAGACAAUGGCAGGCCGUGGAAAGACACCACGAUGGAUUUUCGGGCACGGAGCAUGUCCGUGAACGGAUCCACAGUGCAGAGCCAAAGUACGAUGAGCCUUCUUCUCAACUGCACCCAAAGACAUCAGAUUUCAGCAUUCGCCGGCAUAGUUCUAGCAGCUCCCAAAGCUUCCAGAGCACCCAGAAUGGGAAAAUGGAGUCUAGAAAGGCCCGUUGUUCUGUUCUGGAGAAGGUCAGCAAGAUAGAGCAGCGUGAACAAUGCCACCAGAGGCCUCAGAGUAUGAGCGUGAACAGUUUUGGCCAGAACUAUGGGUCAAACAAGCCCGGCCUUAAUACCAUCGAGGACAUCCAAAACCUACAUAACUCUCAAGAGCACGGCCUGUUGGUGGGUGAACACUGCAAGCUAGCCAGUAGCACUCCCUCAGAAUUGGUCCCCUAUAUGCAAUAUCCUAGUGAGAAAGGGGUCAAUGCACCAGAGAGGGCUAGCUGGCAUUCUGCGGAGCAGCAGACGGGAGCAACAACUGCGGUAGCGGUGCCGACGCGGCAGGGCGUCUACCACAGUGGGCUCACCGAAAAUGAGCCUCCAAAACAGGCGCCACAACUGCAGCGGAGCAGAAGCACAUUCCAGUUGAUGGACGAGCCCGAGAGGGAAAUCUUAUGGAAGGGCAACGUCCAGGACUUGAACGGAUUACAGCUGGAUACCCCCUUCAACAGGGCUUACAGGAACAGCAUAAAAGAUGCCCAGUCGAGGGUCCUGAGAGCCACAUCCUUCAGGCGCAAGGACCUCAAUAUCAGCCCUUCCUUUGGAAACGAGCCCAAGAGGAGUGUCCAUCGGCCAGCUUCGGCGCACAUUGGGAUGAGGAGCACAGCGGCAUCUCCUCAUACCCCGAAGGAGAGACACAGCAUCACUCCGAUGGAGACCAAGCUGGGUUAUGGCCACAAAGAGAGUCUUCCUGGACCUCUUCACGUACCCCGCAUCGGGGGCAGAAAGCGCCUGACUGCGGAGCAGAAGAAAAGGUCUUACUCGGAGCCAGAGAAAAUGAACGAAGUAGGCGUGUCCGACAGCGAGCUCUCGCCCUUCUCUCUCCAGAAGAAAGGCCUCCAUUUUGUUUUCCCAGAGAACACAGUGGCGGACCGGCGCAAGAUCUUUGAGAGGGAGAGCAAGGCUUGCUCCACCAUCAGUCUUUCCAAACCGGAGCUGAAGCAGCUACAGCAAAACGCCCUGGCUGAUUACAUUGAACGCAAAACCGGGAAACGUCCUUCUUCUGCGUCACAGGACACCAGCCUUGUGCACGAGGGCUCCCAGACCCCGUACCUGCAAACCGGUGCUCCAGAUGACCAGUCUCUGUCAUCGGCUUCCAGCAUGAAUUCUCUGCAAGAUCUGAGUCUGUACCAUUGUAGGGAGUCCCUAGAGCGGGUCUCCAAAACUGGGCAUGGCUUUGCUACCCUCCCCCCUGGGCUUAUGGGCUGCUUCGACCUGAGUGGGUUCGAGAGCAAAAAGGAGACCCCGAACAGCAGCAACGGCAGCUCUUUUCCCAAUUACUUGAAAACAGACCGGCGUCAGGAUCCAAGAGCUAAUCCAGAGCUGACUAAAGGCACUCAGACGGAUCAAUUGGACAAGUGCACCCAAACGUACUGUGACAACCGAGCUCCAAAGAAGAAUCCCGCAUACCCCAAGAAGCCUGGGAAAGCAGCGUCGGCAGAGGACUUGCUUGACAGAUUGGAUACCCAGGCAGUCGCCGUGCAUGUUCGAUCCAGGUCAUCUCCUACAGCCGAUAAGAAAUGUCGGGAGUUGCUGCUGGGAGACAGAGCCGAGUUCAGCAAUUUUGUGAAAGAUCCUUUCUGUGUGGUGGAUGCUGAUGCACGAUUUUGGGGCAGUCAAGAGAGAAGUCAGAUGGAGAAAACAGCGUUCCCAUGCUACUAUCCUCACCCUCGGCAUAGCGGCGGGAGUGUCAGUAAUGCGUCACUGCUGAACGAUGGCCUGAAAGCCCCGGAUCUUCUCAAACAUCUCAGCAGAACAUCAGCAUUUGCCCCACUGCCAGUGGAUACAAAUAAUCCUUGCCCUGAUCCUAAGCUAAGCUCCAGGCAGGUUAUUCCUUCCAGAUCAGGUCGGUCCUCAACAACCAAUGCCGGGAAUUCCACGCCAGCUCUUGCGAAUUGUCAGGCUGUUGGAGAAGGCCAAGAAACAAGAUGGCAGCCCAGACUUGACAGGGAUGACAGUGGUAAAAUUCAAGGCCAAGUUCUGGACAACAGCGAGGGUCCUCUCAAAGAUUCUACAGAAGAAAACCCUUGGAGAUGGAAGGCUGCUGUUCCUCAAAGACACCUCCCAACUAACGCCAAAUGGGUUCAUUUGGCCAAAGAUGACGGCGACCCAAAGAACUUCAUAUCUCCUCAGGCAUCUGGACAGAAGGCCUUCCAACGGUGGCAAAGCCUUCCCUCACAGAGCAGUUCUACGUCUGAGCCAGAGACUCUUCCUGGCCAAGGAAGACUCUCGCUCCGCAUCUCGGAGUCUUACUUACAGAUGACCCCUCCACCAUUCCAUCGGGAAGAAGAUGACGACGACGUUUUCAUCCAAGAGACAGAGCCUCAUGCUGCCAUCACUGAAUCCAAGCAUUCAUCCCCUCUGCUUCCACCUCCACCUCUACUUCCUGUGUGGAGUACCAGCACUAUGGAAACCACCACAGUGGAAUUCCCACCUUCUCCUGUUGCUACACUGGAACUGGACAAAUCAGCCAUUGACAAAGUGGCUAGUCUUGGAGAGAAGGCGUCACCGAAAAGAAACUUUAAAAGGUUUUCCAGGAGCACCAGUGAGACUGAGAAAGUAGGAUCAAACACCACCAUCAGCAAGAGCAGUUGGGUUGCUCCAAUCUCACUUAGGACCUCAGGAUCCAAAGGAAACGGCUUUACGCCUUCCCUGGAAGCACAAGAGCAGCCACCAGCCAUUGGAGAAUCUGCAGUUGAAGCACCCAUCAGUCAGACUAGAGAGCCCAUCAUUGUAAACAAGGCAUACGAAAACUGUGGGCUCAACCCCAAGAGUUUCUCAGAGAAGCAGAAGACUUCAGAGGACAUCAAGGAAGAGGCCUUGGCAAAGGAGAUCGUCUGCAAGGACAAGUCACUGGCUGGCAUCCUGGAUCCGGGUGCCAAGAUGAAGACCACCAUGGACUUGAUGGAAGGGAUAUUCCCUAGCAGAGCCAGGAUGCGUAAGGAGAAUAAAAGGAUGAAGGCUACGCAGAAAUUGACAGCAGGUCACCCUGAGGAUGAUAAGAGAGAAGAGAAGGAAGCAGCCACCUCCUUGGUUCCCUGCCCUGCUUACUUCAGCGUGUCUGCGCCCAAAGCUGAGCUCCUGAACAAAAUCAGAGAUUUGCCGGAGGAGGCAGGUGGGGACGAGGAACAAGUGGAUGUUAACGAGAAGAAGGCUGAACUCAUUGAGAGCUUGUCCUGCAAGCUGGAGACUUUGAAAGAAGCCAAGGAGAGCCUGCUGGCUGACGUCAAGCUGAACAACGCCUUGGGAGAGGAAGUGGAGGCGCUGAUCAGCAGCUCGUGCAAGCCCAACGAGUUUGAGAAAUACAGGAUGUUUAUCGGAGACCUAGAUAAGGUGGUGAGCCUGCUGCUUUCGCUCUCGGGACGGCUGGCCAGGGUGGAGAACGUGCUCAGCAGCCUUGGCGAAGACGCUGAUCCUCAGGAACAGAGCUCUCUGAACGAGAAGCGGAAGAUGCUGGCUGGCCAGCACGAGGACGCCCGGGAGCUGAAGGAGAACCUCGACCGGCGAGAGCGGGUGGUCCUGGACAUUUUGUGUAGUUAUCUCUCGGAAGAGCAGCUUCAGGAUUACCAGCAUUUUGUGAAGAUGAAAUCCGCACUGCUCAUAGAACAGCGGGAGCUGGACGACAAGAUCAAACUGGGACAGGAGCAGCUCAAGUGCCUUCUGGAGAGUUUGCCCGUAGACUACGCCCCUCGGAGCAAAAAAGCAACGGAGACCCCGGCACCCGCAGGGACCUGCAACAAUAGCAAUAGACCUCUACCACCAGCGUCUUCACUCUGACCUUACCCAGAUGGGUCUUCAUCGAACUCUUCUUCUUGAAUUUAUUUAAUCAGAGACAGCUUUUAAUCUUUUUUUUAAUUGACAGCAGGUUUAAUUCAUUUU
Euleptes europaea (tarantolino) is the source of this 6326-nucleotide messenger RNA. RefSeq names its product shroom family member 3 (gene SHROOM3). The transcript has 12 exons. Gene Ontology annotation, cellular component: adherens junction; apical plasma membrane; cortical actin cytoskeleton. The record is from RefSeq and is a predicted model, not a curated record. NCBI's taxonomy places the organism in Eukaryota, Metazoa, Chordata, Lepidosauria, Squamata, Sphaerodactylidae. Gene Ontology annotation, molecular function: actin filament binding. The coding region runs from base 54 to 6224 and encodes 2056 amino acids. Gene Ontology annotation, biological process: actin filament organization.